Nannospalax galili (Upper Galilee mountains blind mole rat) is the source of this 5948-nucleotide messenger RNA. RefSeq names its product Janus kinase 2 (gene Jak2). Gene Ontology annotation, molecular function: ATP binding; histone binding; cytokine receptor binding. The record is from RefSeq and is a predicted model, not a curated record. The transcript is spliced from 25 exons. Gene Ontology annotation, cellular component: cytosol; cytoskeleton; membrane. Bases 656 to 4054 code for a protein of 1132 amino acids. Lineage: Eukaryota; Metazoa; Chordata; Mammalia; Rodentia; Spalacidae. Gene Ontology annotation, biological process: cell differentiation; hemopoiesis; peptidyl-tyrosine phosphorylation.
GUCCCGCUGGCCACGCAGGCGCAGUAGGGCGCGCCGGCUGCCGUCCCCGCCCCGCUCGCUAGCGCCCGGGUCCGCAGCGCCAGGCCGCCUGCCUCAGGCCCACGCCGCGGCCGAGCGUUGCGCGGAUGGGCCGCCCGAGCCGGCGUCGCGGACGGCGCUGAGGCGAGCGUGCGGCCGUGGGAGGUAGCGGCGGCAGCGGGGACGGGCGUCCCGGCCGCGCGCAGUGGGAGUGGCUUGGGCUGCAGGAAGCGGAGGAAGAGCGGGAGGGGGCAGCAGCAGCCGCCGACGGCCUCCCGCGGCGCUGACAGGCGGCUCUCGGGGGAGCUCGCGCUCUCGGCGUCUCGGCCUCCGCCCGGCUCGUGAGGUGCCCGUCGGGGCGAGGGCUGCGGCGGCUCGCCGCCUGGUCGGCCGCCGAGGGAUGUGAGUGCGAGCGGGGGCCCAGCCUGGCGGCCGAUCGGCCCUCCCAACACGGGGGCUCCCUAGACCUCCGCCCGCCCGCCGCGUCGCCCGGAGCAGCCCCGGAGCGCGGAGGGGCCGGUGUCACCGGUUGCAGAAGCAGGCAACAGGAACAAGAUGUGAACUGUUUCUCUUUUGCAGAAGAGGCCCUUCUUUCCCCUCCCGCGACUGUAGGCCAGUGUUCUGAAAAAGACUCUGCAUGGGAAUGGCUUGCCUUACAAUGACAGAAAUGGAAGCAACUUCCACACCUCCUGUACAUCAGAAUGGAGAUAUUCCUGGAAAUGCUAGUUCUGUGAAGCAAGUAGAUCCAGUCCUUCAGGUAUAUCUGUACCACUCCCUUGGAAAAGCUGAAGGAGUUUAUCUGAAGUUUCCAACUGGAGAGUAUGUUGCAGAAGAAAUUUGUGUUGCUGCUUCUAAAGCUUGUGGUAUUACACCUGUGUAUCAUAAUAUGUUUGCUUUAAUGAGUGAAGCAGAAAGAAUCUGGUAUCCACCCAACCAUGUCUUCCACAUAGAUGAGUCAACCAGCCAUAAUAUACUCUACAGAAUAAGAUUUUACUUUCCUCACUGGUAUUGCAGUGGCAGCAACAGAACCUAUCGAUACGGAAUAUCUCGUGGGGCUGAAGCACCUCUUCUUGAUGACUUUGUCAUGUCUUACCUCUUUGCUCAGUGGCGGCAUGAUUUUGUGCAUGGAUGGAUAAAAGUACCUGUGACUCAUGAAACACAGGAAGAAUGUCUUGGGAUGGCGGUGUUAGAUAUGAUGCGAAUAGCUAAAGAGAAGGAUCAGACACCCCUGGCUAUCUACAAUUCCAUCAGCUAUAAGACAUUCUUACCAAAAUGCGUUCGAGCAAAGAUCCAAGACUACCAUAUUUUGACCCGGAAGCGAAUAAGGUACCGAUUUCGCAGAUUUAUUCAGCAGUUCAGUCAAUGCAAAGCCACUGCCAGGAACUUGAAACUUAAGUAUCUUAUAAAUCUGGAAACUCUUCAGUCUGCCUUCUACACAGAGCAAUUUGAAGUAAAAGAAUCUGCAAGAGGUCCUUCAGGUGAGGAGAUUUUUGCAACCAUUAUAAUAACUGGAAACGGUGGAAUUCAGUGGUCAAGAGGGAAACAUAAAGAAAGUGAGACACUGACAGAACAGGAUUUACAGUUAUAUUGUGAUUUUCCUGAUAUUAUUGAUGUCAGUAUUAAGCAAGCAAACCAGGAAUGCUCAAAUGAAAGUAGAAUUGUAACUAUCCAUAAGCAAGAUGGGAAAAUUUUGGAAAUUGAACUUAGCUCAUUAAGAGAAGCUUUGUCAUUUGUAUCAUUAAUUGAUGGAUAUUAUAGACUAACUGCAGAUGCACACCAUUACCUCUGUAAAGAAGUAGCACCACCAGCAGUGCUUGAGAAUAUACAGAGCAACUGUCAUGGCCCAAUUUCAAUGGAUUUUGCAAUUAGUAAACUGAAGAAAGCGGGUAAUCAGACUGGAUUAUAUGUACUUCGAUGUAGUCCUAAGGACUUUGAUAAAUAUUUUCUGACCUUUGCUGUUGAGCGAGAUAAUAUCAUUGAAUAUAAGCAUUGUUUGAUUACAAAGAAUGAGAACAGAGAGUACAACCUCAGUGGGACUAAGAGGAACUUCAGCAGUCUUAAAGACCUUCUGAACUGCUACCGGAUGGAAACUGUUCGCUCAGACAAUAUAAUUUUCCAGUUUACUAAAUGCUGUCCCCCAAAGCCAAAAGAUAAGUCAAACCUUCUAGUCUUCAGAACAAAUGGUGUUUCUGAUGUUCACAUCUCACCAACGUUACAGAGGCAUAAUAAUGUGAACCAAAUGGUGUUCCACAAAAUCAGAAAUGAAGAUUUGAUAUUUAAUGAAAGCCUUGGCCAAGGUACUUUUACCAAAAUUUUUAAAGGUAUAAGAAGAGAAGUAGGAGAUUAUGGUCAGCUGCAUGAAACAGAAGUUCUUUUGAAAGUUCUGGAUAAAGCACAUAGAAACUAUUCAGAGUCUUUCUUUGAAGCAGCAAGCAUGAUGAGUCAGCUUUCUCACAAGCAUUUGGUUUUGAAUUACGGAGUAUGUGUCUGUGGAGAGGAGAAUAUUCUGGUUCAAGAGUUUGUUAAAUUUGGAUCACUAGAUACGUAUCUGAAAAAAAAUAAAAAUUCCAUAAACAUAUUAUGGAAACUCGGAGUGGCUAAACAGUUGGCAUGGGCAAUGCAUUUUCUAGAAGAGAAAUCCCUUAUUCACGGAAAUGUAUGUGCCAAAAAUAUUCUACUUAUCAGAGAAGAAGAUAGGAAAACAGGAAAUCCUCCUUUCAUCAAACUUAGUGACCCUGGCAUCAGCAUUACAGUUUUACCAAAGGACAUUCUUCAGGAGAGAAUACCUUGGGUACCACCUGAAUGUAUUGAAAAUCCCAAAAAUCUAAAUCUGGCAACAGACAAAUGGAGUUUUGGUACCACUCUGUGGGAAAUUUGCAGUGGAGGAGAUAAGCCUCUAAGUGCUCUGGAUUCUCAAAGAAAGCUACAGUUUUAUGAAGAUAAGCAUCAGCUUCCUGCACCAAAGUGGACAGAAUUAGCAAACCUUAUAAAUAAUUGCAUGGAUUAUGAACCAGAUUUCAGGCCUUCUUUCAGAGCCAUCAUACGAGAUCUUAACAGUUUGUUUACUCCGGAUUAUGAACUAUUAACAGAAAAUGACAUGCUACCAAACAUGAGAAUAGGUGCCCUAGGAUUUUCUGGUGCUUUUGAAGACAGAGACCCUACACAGUUUGAGGAGAGACAUUUGAAAUUUCUACAGCAACUCGGCAAGGGUAACUUUGGGAGUGUGGAGAUGUGCCGCUAUGACCCCCUACAAGACAACACUGGAGAGGUGGUGGCUGUUAAAAAGCUACAGCACAGCACGGAAGAGCACCUCAGGGAUUUUGAAAGGGAAAUUGAAAUCCUGAAAUCCUUGCAGCAUGACAACAUUGUAAAGUACAAGGGAGUAUGCUACAGUGCUGGUCGGCGUAACCUAAGAUUAAUUAUGGAAUAUUUGCCAUAUGGAAGUUUACGGGACUAUCUCCAAAAACAUAAAGAACGGAUCGAUCACAAAAAACUUCUGCAGUACACAUCUCAGAUAUGCAAGGGUAUGGAGUAUCUUGGUACAAAAAGGUAUAUCCACAGAGACCUAGCAACAAGAAAUAUAUUGGUGGAAAAUGAGAACCGAGUUAAAAUUGGAGAUUUUGGAUUAACCAAAGUCUUGCCACAAGACAAAGAAUACUACAAAGUAAAAGAACCAGGUGAAAGCCCCAUAUUCUGGUAUGCUCCAGAAUCACUGACCGAGAGCAAGUUUUCUGUGGCCUCAGAUGUUUGGAGUUUUGGUGUGGUUCUGUAUGAACUUUUCACAUAUAUUGAGAAGAGUAAAAGUCCACCAGUGGAAUUUAUGCGAAUGAUUGGCAAUGACAAGCAAGGACAGAUGAUUGUGUUCCAUCUGAUAGAGCUCCUGAAGAAUAAUGGGAGAUUGCCAAGGCCUGAAGGGUGCCCAGAUGAGAUAUAUAUUAUCAUGACAGAAUGCUGGAACAACAAUGUAAAUCAGCGUCCCUCCUUCAGGGACCUGGCACUUCGAGUGGAUCAAAUACGGGACAGUAUGGCUGCGUGAAAGAAAUAGCCUUUACUCUCCAACCAACAUGGACUUCCACAACAGCUUUGUAGUUCACGUUGCUGUGGACUACUGUUGACAUAUCAUUAUCACCUAAGUCAUAAUGUUGACCAGAAAAGGUGUGACAAUGUCUGCUCAGAACUUCCCAAGUUUAAUGAGUUUUUUUUUUCCUUUUUUCGUGCAGCAUCUGUAAAAGACACUGAUGAAAAGUCUUGCAAGAAAUUUGUAAGAGGUUUCAUGGAACUUAUCAGUCAGUCAUUUACAUCUCUUUCUCUGGCAAAAGAAGAAAAUAGACACUUUUCAAUUCAGCUUUUUGAGAGAUGAAAAAAUUACAUUGUAAAUUUUGCAGUGUUAGAGAUACACAGAAUAUAUAUGUACAGUUUUUACUACAUUGAGUGUAUAAUACUUUGGCAUCUUGUGUGAUUUACACAAGGGCUGAUGUUUAUUAAUAAUGUUUUCUAAUUUUUCCAUAGUUGAUCUACAAUGACUUCAUUAUACAAGCAAAUUAAAAUGCUCAAACAUUGAGUAAGCACCUUUCUUUUCUUACUCCUAUGUCUCUAUCUGUCAGGGCUUAUUGCUCCAUGUACUGUAAAUAUUUUUCAAAGCAAAGGGAACAAGUCUAGUUUUAUUUGUAUAGGAAAUUCCCCCAGCCCUAAAUAAUUUUGAAAUGGAACAAUCUUACAAAGAUAUAGCACAAUCUAUUUUCUUAUUUGUUUUCUUUGUGUCUGUUUAUGGUGAAUACGUUUUUUAAAUAGAAGUAUCUCCAAAUUUUUUAAGACUAUAAUAAAUAGUAUUCUUUUACAUUUUUGAGAUUAAGAAUGCCAGGAAUAUCUUCAUCCCUUGAAUUGCUAACUGUCAAAAAGACUUUUCAGUCCCUGAGACCUAUGGGCGUACAUUAAAUUUAAGCAUAAGCCAUAAAAUAAUUUCUAAGCUGUGCAUGCUCUUUAAGAUGCAGAGUGGGUUAGGACAUGGACUCUCUGUUUAAGGGGUUUCCAAGCUUCCUAUUUGAGUUGUAAAAAAAAUUCUUUAUUAGAGUCUCCUAUGCAAAUGGGAAAUGAGUAAGUUAUGGAAAAGUAUGCUUGCUCAUUUUAUCUAAGAAUCCUAGUAGAAGACUCAUAAUGUACGUCUUUAAAAAGGAGAGAGAGCAUACGUAUUUUCAAAGUAUAAAUAGUGGUUGUCAUCCAUUUUUGUGCUGCUCCAUUUUAGACAAUGUCAUGCCAAAAAUAAAAUAUGAUUUUUGUGUGUGUUAUUUAUACAAACUUUAAAAUAUUUGAUAAUUUGUUUUUUAAAAAAGAAUUUAUUUUCACUGGUGUGUGCUAUUUUUUAACUUAAGACUUUUGGUUUUGUUGGGGAAGGAAAGGCAAGAAAUGUUUCAAACAAUUUUUAAGGCAUUUUAGUAGAUACCAGAUAUAGAAAUCACCUACAGUGAGACUAGUAGAUUUUUAAGACUUCUAUUCAAUAUUUUAAUGAAUGUUAAAUAUAUUUUUAUGUAAUUUGUAAAGUCUUCUCAAGGGUGUGUAUAUAUAAUAUAGUUCAGAGAUCUUUAAUUCUACAAUAGCUCAAAGUAGCAUACCAUACCAUAUGAUUGCUUUCAGAUUUUUAUACUAAAGCUUAGUAACUUAAAAGUACAUUUUUCAUAUUCAUAUUUUUAAAAGAUUUUUGUUUAUUUUAAAAAAUAAAGGUGUGAACUACAUUUCUUUAAACUUAUAAACAUGUUUUAAUUUUUAGUUUUAAAGAAUCCCACAUCCAUAUCCUUACAGUUAUAGAGAGGACAAUCUUACUGUAAAAUUCCAUUUUUUAAGAGAUUUCUUUUUUAUUGACAUUCAUUGAAUGUUUUAAAUUUUGAUUCUGAUUACACAUAUAAAGCAAUUACUCCCAUAACUAUUUAUUUGGU